GUAGUGGUACUUCGAAGAGCUGGACAGUAGUACCUAACCUCCUCCGGAUCACCUUAAGCUCCGCGUUUAUCUUUCUAUUUCUUCAACGUGGUGAACUCCCGCCUUUGCUGCCGGUCUAUUUUACGAGUUCCUUCUUCGCCAGUUCUAUUAACGGUCGAGGGUCUGCCGCCUUACCGAGAAAAGGAAUAAGAAGAACGAUUCUCCAUUAACUAUAAUAACUCGUUCCUAUUCUCUCUUUAUCUCGUGACUAACUAAAACGUCUAAGGAAUCUUCGAAAGAUUUUUCUCCAUUUUGUUUCUUCGUCUUUAUUGACAUAAUACAAAUUUAAGUUAAUAUAAGCUCAAAAUUCAAAAGAAUUCGAUUGUCCCGGGAGGUCGGUGUCGUCCCCUAUUGACAGACAAACGUGAUUUUUUUCAAGGAAAAAAAGUGCUAUUAGAAGAAUAAUUCAUUUAGGGACUUCGUUCCGGUACCUUCAACGCAGUAUUUUUUUUCUUCCGAGUAACCGUCUGGAAGAGAAGCAAAUUAAAGAAGAAGGUGGUGGGAGGAAGAGGAGGAAGAGGCUUCCUCUUUUUAUUGAAAACAUGAGUUCUGGGGAUUAUUGGUCUCUUCCUCCUAAACAAGGUCUGUAUGACCCAAUACUUGAAAAAGAAGCUUGCGGCGUUGGAUUUAUCGUCGCUAUCGAUGGCAAAAGAUCUCAUAAGAUUAUUCGCGAUGCUCAGAUACUUUCCGCACGGAUGAAUCACAGAGGUGCAUGUGCUUGCGAUAAUGAUACCGGUGAUGGUGCCGGUGUACUUUGUGCAAUACCACAUGAAUAUUAUGCUGACGAGAUUCGCGAGAAACAGAAUAUUGAGCUGCCUAGUCUCGGACGUUACGCUACUGGCAUACUUUUCCUUGACAAGAAUACCCAUAAGGAAACUGAAGCUGCAUUUGAAAAAUUGGCUGAAGAAUGUAGUCUAAGAGUAAUUUGUUGGCGCGAUGUUCCAACAGAUAAUACGCAAAUUGGCCAAGUUGCAAAAAAAUGUGAACCUUAUAUGCGACAAGUAUUUGUUACGGGUGAUCAAGAAGAUAAAGAAAUUCUUAAACGUCAGAUUUUUGUAUUGAGAAAGAGAUCAUCUCAUACAAUACCUAAACCUGGAUUAAGAUAUUAUAUCUGUUCGCUCUCUUUAAAAACUGUUGUCUAUAAAGGUCAACUUACAGCGGAUCAGUUAUGGUCAUACUUCGAGGAUUUCAAAUCACAAAAAUUCGAGACAUUUUUGGCAUUAGUUCAUACAAGAUUUUCCACGAAUACAUUCCCUAGUUGGGAAAGGGCACACCCAUUGCGAUUACUUGCUCAUAACGGUGAAAUCAAUACUUUGCGAGGAAAUGUUAAUCUUAUGAAAGCUCGAGAAGGUGUUAUGAGCAGUAAAAUUUAUGGUAAUCAACUGAAAGAUCUUUAUCCGGUCGUAGAACCAAAUCUUUCGGAUUCUGGUGCAGCCGAUUGCGUACUUGAAUUCUUAGUAAUGGCGGGACAACGUUCAUUGCCUGAGGCGGUCAUGACUAUGGUACCGGAGGCUUGGCAAAAUGAUCUUACAAUGGCCACGGAGAAAAGAGACUUUUAUCAUUGGGCCGCGUGUUCUAUGGAACCAUGGGAUGGUCCAGCUUUACUGACAUUCACCGAUGGUCGUUACGUUGGCGCUAUCUUGGACAGAAAUGGCCUGCGCCCCUCGCGCUUCUACGUCACUAAGGAUAACGUGAUGGUGAUGGCGUCCGAAGUGGGCGUUUAUGACACACCGCCCAGCAAUAUAACCCUGAAGAGUCGUUUGAAGCCUGGCAGAAUGCUCCUUGUUGACACUGAAGAAAAGAAGAUUAUACAAGAUGUUGAACUAAAACAACACAUUGCGAGAAGCAGGCCCCAUUCUAAGUGGCUUAAAGAACAGAGGAUAACGAUGGAUGAAUUACGUGCUGCUCAUGCCGCUAAUAGUGGUACAUUGAAUAUGGUUGAAAAUGGAUACAAUUCUGAUGUCCAGAAAAACAAUGCUAUCAAUGGUCUUAAUGAAAUUUCGGCUGUCAAUCGUGUCUGGGGUGGCGAUAAAAGAUUGUCUUUAUACGGAUAUACGUUGGAGACCAUCAAUUUAUUGUUACUUCCAAUGGUACAAUCUAAAAAAGAAGCCCUUGGCUCCAUGGGUAAUGAUGCACCACUUGCGUGUUUGUCACAAUUUCAACCUUUACCAUACGAAUACUUUAAACAAUUAUUUGCACAGGUGACAAAUCCUCCAAUUGAUCCAUUCAGAGAAAAGAUUGUCAUGUCGAUGCUUUGUCCAAUCGGUCCUGUAAGCAAUAUUUUAGAACCAAGCGAGCUUCAAGUACAUAGAUUGUUCUUAGAACAGCCAAUUUUAUCUCUCGAUGAUCUUGAAGUUCUUAAGCAAACCAAACACCGUGGAUGGAAAACUAAGGUUAUUGAUGCUACUUAUCCUGUUGAAGAUGGACCUCCUGGUUUGGUAAAGACUCUUAACCGUGUAUGUGACGAAGCUAACGAAACUGCUAGAGGUGGCUAUCAAUUAAUUGUUCUAUCUGAUCGCCAAGGUGGUCCAGAAAGAGUUCCUGUUAGCAGUCUAUUAGUAUUAGGAGCAGUACAUCACUUUUUGAUUGAAGAGAGACAACGAAUGAAAGUUGGUCUCAUCUUGGAAACUGCUGAAGCUAGAGAAGUACAUCAUAUAUGCGUAUUACUUGGUUAUGGUGCAGAUGCUAUUUGUCCAUAUCUUGUAUUUGAAAUGUCAAAAAAUUUAAGGGCGGAUGGAGUUUUUGAUUAUACAUUUACUGAUGAAGUCGUAUACAAGAAUUAUUCUGAAGCUAUGGAACGUGGUAUAGCAAAAGUAAUGGCAAAAAUGGGAAUAUCAACUUUACAAUCUUAUAAAGGAGCACAAAUUUUUGAAGCAGUAGGAUUAGCUGACGAAGUUAUAGAUAAGUGUUUCAAGGGCACUCAGUCACGUAUUGGUGGAGUAACAUUUGAAAUAUUAGCGAAAGAAGCUUUUGAAAGGCAUCAAAUAACGUAUUCUACAAAACCAAUGGAUAUGUUAAUAAUUCGUAAUCCGGGUAUUUAUCAUUGGCGAUCUGGUGGAGAAAAACAUAUCAAUGAUCCUGGAAGUAUCGCUAGUUUGCAGGAUUAUGUUGUUUCUAAAAGCAAUAAUGCUUACGAAAAUUAUCGUAAAAUAUCAAUGGACAUGGUUCAAAAUUGUACAUUGCGUGGUCAAUUAGUACUUAAAACAUUAGAUACGCCAAUAAACGUAGAUGAAGUAGAACCUGCUUCUGAAAUUGUUAAACGAUUUGCUACUGGAGCUAUGAGUUUUGGAAGUAUCUCACUAGAAGCUCAUACAACAUUAGCAGUAGCUAUGAAUCGCAUCGGAGGUAAAUCUAACACAGGCGAAGGUGGUGAAAAUGCAGAUAGAUAUCUUAAUCAAGAUCUAGAAUUUAACAAACGUUCAGCUAUAAAACAAGUAGCCAGCGGUAGAUUUGGAGUAACUUCAAGUUAUCUGGCUAAUGCCGAUGAUCUCCAAAUUAAAAUGGCUCAAGGUGCAAAACCUGGAGAGGGUGGAGAAUUACCUGGCUAUAAAGUCACCACAGAUAUUGCUGCAACCAGACACUCGGUAGCUGGUGUAGGUCUUAUUUCACCACCUCCUCAUCAUGAUAUUUAUUCAAUAGAAGAUUUGGCUGAAUUAAUCUAUGAUUUAAAAUGUGCGAAUCCUAAUGCUCGUAUAUCUGUUAAACUUGUAUCAGAAGUUGGAGUAGGUGUAGUUGCAGCAGGUGUAGCAAAGGGUAAAGCAGAACAUGUAGUGAUAUCUGGUCAUGAUGGUGGUACCGGUGCUAGUAGUUGGACAGGCAUUAAAUCUGCAGGCCUUCCAUGGGAAUUGGGUGUAGCAGAGACGCAUCAAGUUUUGACAUUGAAUAAUCUUCGAUCACGUAUGGUAGUUCAAGCUGACGGACAGAUGCGAACAGGUUUUGAUAUCGUAGUUGCAGCAUUACUAGGUGCAGAUGAAUUUGGUUUCAGUACAGCUCCUUUGAUUGCCAUGGGAUGUACUAUGAUGAGAAAAUGUCACUUGAAUACUUGUCCUGUUGGUAUUGCAACGCAAGAUCCUGUACUUAGGAAAAAAUUUGAAGGAAAACCAGAACAUGUGAUAAAUUUCUUCUUUGCUCUUGCCGAAGAGGUUCGUCAGCACAUGGCGAGUCUUGGCAUUAAAAAAUUCCAAGAUUUAAUAGGCCGUACAGAUUUUCUUCAAGUACGCGACGAUAUAAUUAUUGAUAAAGCGAGAACAUUGAGCUUCGUAAAUAUUUUACGAAAUGCAUUGGAAUUAAGACCAGGUGUGAAUAUUCGUGGUGGUUCUAUUAAGCAAGACUUUCAAUUAGAAAAUAGACUUGAUAACGAAUUGAUUAGAUUGGCUGAACCAGUAUUAAAUGGGAAAGAAAAACGCGUUGAUAUUGAAAUGAAUAUUAACAAUGAAUGUCGAGCAUUUGCAUCUACUUUAAGUUACAAAAUAUCUAAACAAUUUGGCGAAGAUGGUUUGCCAGAGCAUAGUAUUAAUAUCAAAAUGAAAGGUUCAGCAGGUCAAAGCUUUUGUGCUUUCAUGACAAAAGGUAUUCAUGUGACACUCGAAGGAGAUGCUAACGAUUAUGUAGGAAAGAGUCUUUGUGGGGGUGAAAUCGUGAUAUACCCACCAAAGGAAUCAAAUUUCAAUUCUGAAGCUAAUGUCAUAGUAGGAAACGUUUGUCUUUAUGGUGCAACUUCUGGAAAAGCUUAUUUCCGAGGUAUUGCAGCCGAGAGAUUUAGUGUUCGUAAUAGUGGAGCUGUAGUAGUUGUCGAAGGUGUAGGUGAUCAUGGUUGUGAAUACAUGACUGGUGGAUGUGCUGUCAUUCUUGGACUGACAGGACGAAAUUUCGCUGCUGGAAUGUCUGGAGGGAUAGCCUAUGUUUUUGACGUUGAUGGAUCGUUUAAAAGCAAAUGUAAUCCAGAAAUGGUUGAGUUACUGCCACUUAACAACCCCGACGAUAUAGCUCAUGUAAAACAGUUGUUGGAAGAGUUUGUUGAAAAGACUGGUUCACUUAUUGCUAAGGAUUUGUUGAUUCUAUGGCCUGAACCAACAACAAGAUUCGUUAAGGUAUUCCCUUACGAGUACCAGCGAGUAUUGAAGCAAUUAGAAGAAGCCAAACAAGAUCAAUCGAUCCUUAAUGGAAAUUCACAGACUGAUUCCACAUUGAAAGAUAUUGAAGAUGUUGUUACAGAUACAGAAGCAGCACAAAAAAAAUUAGAUAAAAUAAGAGGAUUUAUGAAAUAUAAGAGACACACAGCAUCUUACAGGGCAGUUGAGAAGCGAAUGGAUGAUUGGGACGAAAUUUACAAUUUUAAAGUUGUAAGAAAAGGAUUACGUACUCAAACAGCAAGAUGUAUGGAAUGCGGGGUUCCAUUUUGUCAAAGUAGUUAUGGUUGUCCACUUGGAAAUAUUAUUCCUAAGUGGAAUGACCUUGUAUUUCAUUCCAAUUGGAAAGAAGCACUUAAUCAACUCUUACAAACUAAUAAUUUUCCAGAAUUCACUGGAAGAGUAUGUCCUGCACCAUGUGAAGGAGCUUGUGUACUUGGUAUAUCGGAACCUCCGGUUACUAUAAAAAAUAUUGAAUGUGCAAUAAUUGAUCAUGCAUUUGAACAAGGAUGGAUUCUUCCACAUCCUCCUACAGCAAGAACUGGAUAUACUAUAGCAGUAAUAGGUUCUGGUCCAGCUGGUUUGGCUGCUGCUCAUCAGUUAAAUAAAGCUGCGCAUUUAGUAACUGUAUACGAAAGAAAUGAUCGUAUUGGAGGAUUAUUGCAGUAUGGUAUACCUACAAUGAAAUUAUCCAAGCAAGUUGUACAAAGAAGGGUAGCUUUAUUAGCAGCAGAAGGUAUAGUUUUUAAGACCGGUGUCAAUGUUGGAAAAGAUAUUACUGUUAAGGAAUUAAAAAAUCAGUAUGAUGCAGUAUUGCUUUGCACCGGUGCAACUUGGCCUAGAGAUUUACCAAUUCCUGGUAGACAACUCGAAGGAAUUCACUUUGCUGUUAGUUUCCUGGAACAUUGGCAAAAAAAGCAAAUGGGCAAUGAAACUCCUCUGAAUUUACGACUUAUGGCUCAGGAUAAAGAUGUUAUCAUAAUAGGUGGUGGCGAUACCGGCUGUGAUUGCAUUGCAACGUCUUUACGUCAGGGUGCUAAGACGAUUACUACUUUUGAAAUCUUACCUGAACCACCUGUAAAACGAGCUUCAGAUAAUCCUUGGCCUCAAUUCCCUCGAGUAUUUAAAGUAGAUUACGGUCACGAAGAAGUGGCUUUGAAAUUUGGCCGUGAUCCUCGUCAAUUCAGUACUCUUAGCAAAGAAUUUUUGGAUAAUGGUAAUGGGCAUGUGAGCGGUAUCAAAGCUGUGACUGUAGAAUGGACGAAGGAUUCUGCUGGUCGAUGGAAAAUGGAUGAAGUUCCUGGAACUGAAAAGGUUUAUAAGUGUGAUUUAGUUCUACUUGCCAUGGGAUUCUUGGGUCCAGAAAAAUAUAUUGCUGAUGAGUUACAAACGAAAAUGGAUGCUCGUGGUAAUUAUGAAACCUCCGUAGGCAAAUACAAAACUAGUUUGCCUGGAAUCUAUGCAGCUGGAGAUUGCCGACGAGGGCAAUCUCUGGUUGUUUGGGCGAUAACAGAAGGAAGACAAGCAGCAAGAGAAGUAGAUGCUGAUUUAAUGGGAUCGACUGGCCUUCCUGGAGCUGGCGGAGUUAUAACUGGCGUUGUUGUAUAAGAGGGUAGAUGGAAAGAAAUAAAAGAAAUUUUCAUGGAAUCAUAUCGAAAGCUGUCGAACGAUAAAUGAAAAUCGUUCGGCGCGGAGUGGUCUGCCAUGUAGAGGAAAUACAAGUUGGUUUUUUCAAGUAUUUUAGCAUAGCUAGGAAGCUAGUGAAAAUAUAAAGAGCAGGAAAUAUCAGAAUAUCACAAAAGGAGAUAUUUAAGUUGAAUAUUAAUGAGUAACUUCAUUCGAAAGCAUAUUAACAAGGCUAAAUGAUCUUUUUCUUACAUCAGAAAAUGUUCAUCUUUCGAUUUAAAACUAUUUACUGAUUUUUUGGCUUACUUUUUUUUAUCAUGAAAUAUUUUUUCCACAUUGAGAGCAGAUUAUUAUCAAAUAAUAGAAUCAAGAAUGAAUAUGUAGAUAUAUCAACACACAUUAUAUUAUAUUGAGAUAAUUAAAAAGAAAUUGUCGGAAUAAGACAGGAAAGAAAUUAUAUAGCAGGAUUAUGAAAAACAAUAGGAAGAGAGACGGUAACGUACAUGUUCGAAACGAUACGUUCUUAUUAAUUAUUAAUAGCAAGAUUGAAGUUCCAAUAAUAAUUAACUAAUUAUUUUGGGCCAAAAUAGUCUCAUUCUUUCUAUAAAGAAAAAAUGUAUGUAAAUUCUGUCACGUUAUGUGAUUUAAUAUUAUGAAGUUAAAAAGAAGUAAAAACAUGUGUAUCUAUUUUAUCAUUCGUGAUAAUAUCUUUAAUCGAAUGAUAGUAUGAUGUUAGUAUGAAAAUAAUGUAAAUGGUAGAAGUACAUACGUAAGAUAAUUUAUAAUAUCACUCGCAGUUCGAUGAUUAUUAUUUACUUAUAACUUUGACUGCUGAUGAUCGAUGGUUGUUAUUUUAUUGGGGUAAUAUGUUUUAUAUUGUUAUAAUUAUAUAUUUCUCGAAUAUAUUGACUAAUGUGAUCAAUCAAGUUAAUGUAUUGAUUAGAGAGAGAAUAAUCCAGUAGAAUAAUACAACAGCAGAAGCAGCAGCAAUAUGCAGUAUUUCUUGAGCCUUGCAUAGAGUAGUUUUUUUUUUUAUAACAUAAGAAUGGGUUAGCUAACAAAAGAGAAUACAAGGCGGGCCUUAAGUUUCUAGGAAAUUUUAAAAAUUAAUUGCUUUUUUGACAUUUAUGCUAAUUAUUUUAUAGUCAGAUUAGGAGAUUACAAGUUUAUCUUGUAAGUUUAUCUUGUAAACCAUAGCUCUAAUUACGAGUCUACAAAAUCUCUUAAUUUUUAAGAUAUCCUUUUAGAACUUCUUACCCAUCCCAUAUAAAAAGUGAUUAUGUACCGUCAAUAAUAAUAAUAAUAAUAAUAAUAGUAAUAAUAACAUUGAUGAUUCAUCAAAUCAAGUAGGUAAUUCUAUUAAUGAUCGAUCUGCGUAAUAACAAUUUUGGAAAAAAAUGUAUGCACUUCUUUUAAAUUUGGAAGUAUUCAAGUUGGUUGUGUGUCUCGUAUAUUUUACAACAGUUAUCUCGUAGAGUCCGGUUUUAUUAUAACCGACAUUAAGUAUAUGAUUUGUUUUUAAUAAUUCAUAAGUUUUUCAACGAAUAUUUCAAUAUAUCAUGAUUAAGUGAUCGACUUAUAUAGAAGUGAUACUAGUAGAUCAUUUUUUGCAUACAUGCCUUAAUGGUAUUUGUGUAUAUUCACACAAGGCAUGUAUAAAAA
This is a messenger RNA of Polistes canadensis, 8456 nucleotides long. RefSeq names its product putative glutamate synthase [NADPH]. NCBI's taxonomy places the organism in Eukaryota, Metazoa, Arthropoda, Insecta, Hymenoptera, Vespidae. The transcript has 35 exons. Bases 582 to 6776 code for a protein of 2064 amino acids. Gene Ontology annotation, molecular function: iron ion binding; glutamate synthase (NADH) activity; FMN binding. The record is from RefSeq and is a predicted model, not a curated record.